UCCUGUCCCUGAUUCGAAACGAGAAAACCAUUCCUGGGUACUGCGCACCCCCCACCUCACCACGCCUCACCCCGUCCCCCCAUUUCCCUGUUAACAGACUUUCACGCAUACAAAGUCUCAUCGAGCUCUCAAACUUUAGGCACGCCGUCUGUCUGCCCAACCUAAAGAACGAGAGGAAGAAAAAUAAGGAACACAAAAAAGAGAAAAACGAACGAAAGGGUUUCCUAAUGUCUGCAAAUUCCGCCCAUAUCGACCUGAACUCCGACGUCGUUUCGUUUGACCUGGAAAACGAGGCUUCUGGGUUUAAGGGUUCUGGAGCUGAAUCCCUAACCGAGUCUUCGACGGGUCUGGGUCAGGGUUCUUCAAUGGGGCGAAUAGUGGGCGAAGUCGGGAACCUCACCGGAGAUAAUGACUCUUUGGAGGGGUCGCGUGGGUCGGACAUUGGUGGUUUGGAUAGGAAUGUUGUGCUUGAUGCCAAGGAGGAGGGUGCUGGAAUUGAGGGUGCAGAGUGUUCACUGGAAGGCAGAGUCGUUGUUGGGGAAGCGGACGAUGAUGAAGAGCGGGUUUUGGGGUCGAAAUGUGGUGUUGGGAAUGUUGGUGCUAUAUUUGGGGAUUCAGGGCCUAAUGAGAAGAAUAGAGGGGAGGAUGAGUCUUUGAAGGAAGGUUCUGACGGUAAAGUUAUGGGUGUUACGGAUGGAGAUCCUUUGGUAACCUUCGGAGCAGAAGGGAAUGUAGGGAGAGAUGGAGGGGAUAAUCCAAUGCUAAAUGGAGAAGAAGAGGAGGUAACUCAAGUAGCUGGAGGCGAUCGAAAUGGGCAGCGGGUUCAUGCUGAAGAGAUUUCGGGUAUCGGCCAAUUGGAAGAUGCUGAUGCCUCAGGUUCGAUGCAGCCUUAUUCAGAGCCUGUUAGCCAAUUACCGGCUGCCAUUCCAGGUGUGCAAGUAAAAGUAGCUGAUAUCAAUGACUCUUUGUAUAAUGAAAAUUCUACUGUGGAUAGUCAUGUGUCCAAGUUGGUUACGUCUGAGGUUUUAACUUUGGAAGGAUCAGAAUAUCAGACCACGGAAAUGGAUGCAGUUUUAGAGACCAAUAAGCAUCUAACCAUAAGCACUCAUGUUCCAGAACCUGGUUCUAGCUCGAAUACUCGAGACGAUGACAAUCAUUUUGAUCUUGUUGUGGAUUUAAAUCCAUAUACGAUGACAGAUGGGAAUGUAUCAGGUGAUGGUGAUGGAAAUGUCAAAUCAGCUGUCUCAAAACCGGAAUACCGUGUUUCUGAUCUAGUAUGGGGCAAAGUUAGGAGCCAUCCCUGGUGGCCUGGGCAGAUUUUUGAUCCUUCGGCUUCAUCCAAUAAGGCAAAGAAGUACCUUAGAAAAGACGGUUUCCUGAUAGCGUAUUUUGGGGAUCAAACAUUUGCUUGGAAUGAAGCAUCACGAAUAAAGCCCUUUGGGGCACAUUUCUCGCAAAUGGAGAAGCAGAGCACUACCGAAGAAUUUCGCUAUGCUGUUGACUGUGCUUUGGAAGAGGUUUCAAGACGGGUAGAGUUUGGGCUGACCUGUUCCUGCGUAUCAGAAGAAGUAUAUACCAAACUCAAGAUUCAGAUAAUAGUUAAUGCUGGAAUCAGGGAAGAAUCAAGUAGAAGAGAGGGUGGGGACGGUUCUUCAAAUGUAGAUUCUUUAGAACCUGUGGAACUUCUUGAGUACGUUAAAGCAUUAGCUCAAUUGCCAUAUGGUGGAGCUGACAGACUAGAACUUGUAACUACACUGGCCAAAUUGUCGGCCUUCUAUCGUUGGAAGGGUUAUUCUCGGAUGCCUGAGUUCAAUAUGCUUGGUGCUUUGUUGGAGAGUGAUGAGGAAAUUCAACUAAUUGGAGAGACGAAGAAUCAUGGAGAAGUGAACGAUGGGUCAUUGUCCUCUGGGAAAGGAAAGUCAAAGAGUCAAGCUAGCUCCUUCCGUAAGCGUAAGAGCACUUCUGGAGAUAGUAUGAAACCCAGCAAAAAAGAGAAAAGCUUGCCAGAUUUGCAUACCGAGAAGGGCUUGUUUACUCCAAAUGGUGAAAAUGUAUCAGGAAGGGAAGCUGUUGGUAAGUCGAUUUCACAAUCUUCUGGUAAGAAACGUAAGGCAGCUGAUGCCAUGUCUGAUGACUCAGCUGUCAAACAUGGUAGAAGUCCUUUGUCAACAGGGGUUGCUGAUGAGACUGUACAGACAAAGAAAACUUUUAGAGUUGGAGAUAGAAUUCGUCGGGCUGCAAACCAAAUGAAUGAGUCAAGUCCAAUACUCAAGUAUGGUGAUGGAAUGUCUCAAGAAUCUGAGGUAAAGAAUAAAAGCGAACAAAAACCUAGCUUGGAGUUUUCUCCUCCUCACGAGAUGCUGUCCCAGCUCUGCUUGGCUGCCAGAGAUCCCAUGAAAGGAUACAGCUUUUUAUUUUCUGUAGUCAGCUUCUUCUUGGAAUUCAGGAAUUCUGUUAGCGUGGAUGAUCCUAUGUUAAAGAGGCAUGAACCGUCUUUGAAACAAGUGUUUGGUGGUAAGACUGGAAAAAAAUCAACCAAGACCGGAAGAAAAUCAACUAAGCCAGGAAUCACUGAAAUGUAUAUGCUGGAGCGCAUGAACGACACUUACUGGACUGACAGGAUUGUCCAAAGUAUUCCUGAAAAUCAGAAUGAAACAAGUGAUAAGGGUUUUCCCACUGUCGGACCACAAGCAGCUCUUGGAGCGUGUCUCAAUCCGGAUCCUAAGCAGCAAAGUUCUGGUGAAAAUCUUGAAUCCGAAGCAGUGAAGCCAGUGGAGCACUUGGAGGAGAAUUGUGAGCAAGACCUCUCACCCACAGCUCUGAUUCUAAACUUUACGGACUUGAAUUCUGUUCCUUCAGAAACAAAUCUCAUUAAGAUAUUUAGCCGCUUUGGGCCUUUGAAUGAAUCAGAGACUGAAGUGCUGAAGAAGAGUAACCGAGCCAAGGUGGUUUUCGAGAGACGUUCUGAUGCAGAAGCGGCUUUUAGUAGUGCUGGGAAAUACAGCACUUUUGGACCUUCUCUUGUCAGUUACCGCCUCAAGUAUUUGCCUUCUACACCGAGUAAAGCUUCUCCCGGUGCAACAAAGCAAGGCAUAAAAGAUACCCCCUGAGCAGAAGGCAAAUCAACAAAGCGGUGUUCAUUCAACUUUUGGUAAUUUGUGAUGAAUCAAGUAUGAACUCAGUGUUUUGAGGCUAUCUAUGGUCGCCAUGAGUAGAUUAUGUUAGUGGUUUAACUCUAAUGCGCUUAGCAUGCAAAUAGGUAGGAUUGAGAUUUGAGCAGUUGACUUUGUUAUUAUUGUGAAUAAAUGUAGGAAGCAGACUCAGUCGAUAGUUUUGACCAUGUUGUUUAUUUUUCAACUGGCUAA
Messenger RNA from Alnus glutinosa, 3365 nucleotides. Its product is annotated as PWWP domain-containing protein 5-like. The transcript is spliced from 2 exons. Bases 228 to 3110 code for a protein of 960 amino acids. The record is from RefSeq and is a predicted model, not a curated record. NCBI's taxonomy places the organism in Eukaryota, Viridiplantae, Streptophyta, Magnoliopsida, Fagales, Betulaceae.